AUGACUAAGGAAAAAUGUCUGUCAAUAAACGAAAUAGAAAAAAUUGACGUUGAUAAAUAUAAUGAAAUAUCUCGUUAUGUUAAAAAUAAAAAUAGAAAAAAUGCCUUAAAAGGAAAAGCACACUUAAAAAAAUUAAUUAUACGAAAACAAAAAAAAGAAGAAGAAAAAGAGAAAAAAUCAUUAAAUAUACCAAUUGAAAAAAAGAUUCCCAAAACUAUAGAGAGGCUAUCAAUUUUUGACGAAAACAAAAUUAAUAAUGAGAAUGAGAAAUUUUUGUUGGAUGAAAAAUAUAUAGAUGAAUUUAGUGAUUAUUUUAAAAAUAAAAGAGAACCAAAUAUAAUAAUAACAUCAAUAAAAAGACCAUCUAAAUAUACAAUUUUAUUUAUGAAAGAAUUAUCUAUAACAUUUCCUCAUAUUUUUUAUGAACCUAGAUUAAAUCAUUCUAUUGAAUUUCUAAUUGAAAAUUCAAUUAAAAAUAAUUUUUCUACAUUUAUUCUCAUUGAAGAAGGAAUCAAUAAGCAUCCAAAAAAUAUGUUUAUAAGUACUCUACCCAAUGGACCUACAUCAAAAUUUUCUAUAAGAAAUAUUUUUUAUGCUCAUAAUAAUAAAACACAAGUAGAAAUAACAACAUUACCACCUGAAGUAUAUAUAACAAAUUUUAAUACUUUUAUUGGAGAAAGAAUAAAAAGACAAUUACAUACAUUAGUUCCUUUUAAUCCUGAAUAUAAAGCUCAAAAAGUUGUUGUUUUCUAUAAUCAAAGAGAUUUUAUUUUUUUUCGUCAUUUUAAGUAUAAUUUUCAAGAUAGGAAAAAAUGUAAUUUAAGUGAAAUAGGACCAGGGUUUACUUUACAACUACUUAAUCUUAAGGAUGGAUUGAUUAAUGACAAAGAAAAAAUGUAUGAGUUUUUGUUAAGGCCUGAUAUGAAAGUUAAUAGAAAAAAAAUGUAUCUGUAG
This is a messenger RNA of Plasmodium gallinaceum, 954 nucleotides long. RefSeq names its product nucleolar preribosomal assembly protein, putative. Gene Ontology annotation, cellular component: preribosome, large subunit precursor; nucleolus. Gene Ontology annotation, biological process: maturation of 5.8S rRNA; maturation of LSU-rRNA. The transcript is spliced from 3 exons. Lineage: Eukaryota; Apicomplexa; Aconoidasida; Haemosporida; Plasmodiidae. Gene Ontology annotation, molecular function: rRNA primary transcript binding. The coding region runs from base 1 to 954 and encodes 317 amino acids. The record is from RefSeq and is a predicted model, not a curated record.